GCGCAGGCUCCGAAGCAGCAGAGAGCAGAUGGUUUUAGAUUAAUCUUUCUGGGUGGUGGAGAGAAGCUUCCCGCUACCUGCCUUAGUGCACGUCAUUUUCUGUCUAUGAUAAAGGAUGCAUGGAGACUUCUUUAAAUAGACAGCAGUUCAGUAAGAGCGGACUGUGAGCUGAGUUGUACUGGCGCAUUCAUACAGCUUUGAACACUCAAGAUGUGCGUCCCUGUCUAUUGGAUUCUUUUCGCGACAUCUUUGGCUCCAUCUGUUCUGUCGAGUCUGCACCCAGACUGCGAGUACAUCUUUCAGCUGGAGAGGGAGGAGCGGCGUUGUCUUCGAUACAUUGCAGAGCAGAACCACAGUACAGUUGAAAACAGUACAGUACUUUUCAACCUCGAUGCAUUGCAGAACCACAGUAUGCUAGGUUGUCUAGCGUUCUGGGACUCUGUGGUGUGUUGGCCAUAUGCUGCGGUUGGGGAGACAUUCCACAUGGCCUGCCCUGCUGUCUUCUCUCUUUUUGGGAAUAACACAGGGUUAGUCAGCCGAAACUGCACUAGCAACGGAUGGUCUCAACCCUUCCCCCCGUACCACAUAGCCUGUAGUGUGGAUGACAACAUUCACAUUCCAGAGGAGUCAUACUUUGCCACGGUGAAGCUGAUCUACUCCAUUGGCUACGGCACCUCCCUGUUCUUCCUGUCCAUCGCCGUGGUGAUUCUGCUGCUCUUCAGAAGGCUUCGCUGUGCCAGGAACUAUAUUCACAUCCAGCUGUUUGUCACCUUCAUGCUGAAGGCGAUGGCUGUGUUCAACAAGGACGCCAAGCUGUUCGCCAGCGAGGACACGGACCACUGCACCCUCUCCACCGCAGCUUGUAAAGCCUCAGUGGUGUUCUGUCACUACUGUGUCAUGGCUAACUUCUUCUGGCUCCUGGUGGAGGCCCUCUACCUCAACACCCUGCUCCUCUCCUCCUUCCACCACAGCCACCGCUGCCUCUGGGGCUUUGGCCUGUUGGGCUGGGGUGUACCCAUCGUCUUCAUCGUCAUAUGGAUUGGGUCCAGGGUGUAUUUUGAGGAUACUGAAUGCUGGGACAUCAACGAGGACUCUCCCUAUUGGUGGAUCAUCAAAGGGCCAAUCGUGUUUUCUAUUGGGGUCAAUUUCAUCCUCUUCAUGAACAUCAUCAGAAUCCUGAUACAGAAACUGAACCCUCGCCUAAUCCAGUUCAACAACUCAGAUCAGUACAGACGGCUGACUAAGUCCACUCUCCUCCUCAUCCCUCUCUUUGGGAGCCACUACAUGGUGUUUAACUUCCUGCCUGACUACUUCCAUGUUAGCGUGCGCCUCUGCAUCGAGCUCUGCAUGGGGUCCUUUCAGGGGCUGAUUGUCGCAAUUCUCUACUGCUUCCUCAACCAAGAGGUCCAGAAGGAGAUCCAUAUGAGGUGGCUGAGGUGGCAGGAUAACAGCUACGGUGUGGUACUGCCUGGUGCCAAGGGUAGUCAGAUGGACACACCGUUCUAGUGCUCUUCAUCCACCUCUCCUUUUCCUCUCCAACCUCUGUGUUUUUAAGAGUGUCUUUCGUCGAGGGGUUGGAAUAAAGCGGAAGACAAGAUUCCAUUGGAUAUCUGUUUACAUUGGACAAUAAAGUAAUGUUCUUCUUCUCCUUCCUGUGACCUCCACUCAUUGAUAAUGUACUUUUAGGAGCGACUGCUGUACAUUAUGUCCUUGAAACCUACAAUGUCCUCUCCUCUCUCAUCACAAUCUCAUUUCUAAAUCGACCACCAUUUAGCUCAUCCAUUUUAUGUAUUAAACGUGCCCCCUGUUUUUCAGGUUCUAUUAGAAUAUUAUCUUAUGAUGUGUGUGUUGCAUUCCCUGUGUUUUAGUGCCUUUUUGUUUGUGUGUUUCUCUCUUUUUGUGUGUGUGUGUGUGUGUGCAUGGCCAUUGCUCCAAUGCCAUAGAUUCUGUAUGUAGUAUUAGGUCCCCUUGAGGUCCUUUGAUAUGGCUUUUUGUGGCUAUUGACCAUAAGCAGGAGAAACACACUGUAGGAUAGAAAUUAAUUAGCCUCUAGCUGUGAAAUGGGGCCAUUUCUACUAUGAAAAUAAAUAUGGCUACACGUGCAAUGCAGAUACCAUGCCAACUGCAUUGUGUGCUGAUGUUACAUUUUUUUCUACUUAGGGUCAAAUUAUGUUUGAAUAAAGCUGUGUGCUUUAACGUAGGCUGAAUGUGAUGCAUAAUGAAACAGAAUUUUAAACAGAAGAAUGUGGUGUCUUUUGAAAUAAAGCUACAUUUAUACUUGAA
Molecule: messenger RNA, 2283 nt
Organism: Oncorhynchus kisutch (coho salmon)
Lineage: Eukaryota; Metazoa; Chordata; Actinopteri; Salmoniformes; Salmonidae
Gene: ghrhrl
Product: growth hormone releasing hormone receptor, like
Exons: 13
Coding region: 211-1506 (431 amino acids)
Biological process (GO): cell surface receptor signaling pathway; positive regulation of cell population proliferation; adenylate cyclase-activating G protein-coupled receptor signaling pathway
Cellular component (GO): plasma membrane
Molecular function (GO): growth factor binding; G protein-coupled peptide receptor activity; growth hormone-releasing hormone receptor activity
Source: RefSeq, a predicted model, not a curated record